UCCUGCACGUUAAACGUUCUUCCCCCACCGUAUAUAUUGGUAUGUUCUGACUCUUUUGCUAUCCAGCAGUGCAUUGGACACUUCGAAGAGAGAAUCUGUCAGUAAUUAAGGGAAAAAAUGCGACUGCAAAAAGUGGUGUUGGAGCAUUACGAGGUCGAAAGGAAUGGCGAAAAGUUCAAAUUUGUCAUUGAGAACUUAGUAACGCCGGAGGAAAUGGAACUGGCGGUCCAACACAUGGUGACUUUCUUCUUGCCAAGGGAACCCUUAUGUGCUUUGACAGGAUUGAAGGAUGAUCCAGAUUCACUGGAUAGUAUUUGCAAACUUUGGAGGAACUGUGUAAUAGAAGGAACUGGGAUAGGUGCUUACCUUCUCAAUAAUGACGGAACCAAAAGAAAACUAGUCGGAGUAAAUAUGACUUCGGUUUCCAGAAUUGACGAAAAAGACGAUGAAACUUACAAGGGAAAAAUUUUCAACGUGAUACUGCAAGCGAUCAUUGACCAGACGAAAGCUUCAAAUAUAUAUGCUCGCUAUUGCGUAGAUGAGUAUCUAUCGGCACUUGGACUAUCCGUAGAUUCCGCCUACCAUGGUUGCAAGCUGGGAUACAAGAUCCUCGAAAGUCGUGCAAACCUUUGCAAAAAGCUCGGAGUAAAAGUGGCUGGGACUGUCUUCACUGCCAGUGCUUCUCAAUACCUUGCGAGCAAGCUCGGCUACGAAAUCCUAGUCGAUUGGGACUACAAAUCGUUCAAAGUAAACGAGGAAUACCCGUUUUACAAAAUGUGGGAAGUGAGAAAAGAGAAAACAAGCAAGAUGAUGGCUUAUAAAUUUCAAUAAACAGUGAUUUUAAAAAAAAGUAAAAACGGUGUUUUUAAAAUCUAUUUACUUUCAUAAGACUUUUAUAAAAUGUAAUAAUCUCAGUGUUACUACAUUGAUGAACAAAAUAACAAACAAAUAAACAUCACCCUUAAAUUAUAA
Cimex lectularius (bed bug) is the source of this 972-nucleotide messenger RNA. RefSeq lists its product as uncharacterized. Gene Ontology annotation, molecular function: N-acetyltransferase activity. The record is from RefSeq and is a predicted model, not a curated record. The transcript is spliced from 4 exons. The coding region runs from base 118 to 831 and encodes 237 amino acids. Lineage: Eukaryota; Metazoa; Arthropoda; Insecta; Hemiptera; Cimicidae.